Penicillium soppii is the source of this 1542-nucleotide messenger RNA. RefSeq lists its product as uncharacterized. Gene Ontology annotation, molecular function: chitin binding. The record is from RefSeq and is a predicted model, not a curated record. The coding region runs from base 1 to 1542 and encodes 513 amino acids. The transcript is spliced from 4 exons. Gene Ontology annotation, biological process: carbohydrate metabolic process. Lineage: Eukaryota; Fungi; Ascomycota; Eurotiomycetes; Eurotiales; Aspergillaceae.
AUGAGACCCGGAAAGAUUGAGUCCAUUCUCCUUGGAACGAUAGUCUCAGCUACUCUUGUGUUCCAUGGCUUGGCUUACAGCCUGCCUCUAGAGGCAGGUAUCUCGCAGCUGAUACCACGAAGUGGCUGCAGGACCGUCAAUGUGGGAUUGGGGGACGGUUGCGGCGCUCUGGCAGCAAAGUGUGCAAUUUCUGCCAACGAUUUCACCAAGUACAACCCAGGUGACAAACUCUGUUCAACCCUCCAGGUGGGACAAAAAGUGUGUUGUACCUCUGGAGGACUGGCUGUCCCUGAAAAGGGCUCAGAUGGCUCUUGCGCUUCCUAUAAGGUUCAGGAUGGAGAAACUUGUGCCGUGAUUGCAGCCAGCAAUGCUAUCACUACCAAGAAAAUUGAGUCCUACAACGAAGAUACAUGGGGCUGGACGGGGUGCAGCAGAAUCCAGAAAGGAGCAAACAUAUGCCUGAGUGGAGGUACACCGCCGUUGCCCGCAACUGUGAAAAACGCCGUUUGUGGCCCCCAAGUAUCAGGAACAGUUCAGCCUAAGAAUGGAACCAAGCUGGCCGAUCUGAAUCCCUGUCCUCUGAACUCCUGCUGUGAUGUAUGGGGCCAGUGCGGUAUCACCUCGGAGUACUGCACUGAUACAGGAACUGGCGCCCCUGGAACAGCUGCAGCAGGCACCAAUGGGUGUAUCUCCAAUUGCGGCACUGAUAUCGCUAAUAACGGUUCUGCACCGAGCACGUUUCGUCGAAUCGCCUAUUGGGAGUCAUUUGGCAUGGAUCGUUCUUGUUUGAACUUGGGUGUCAAUCAGAUUGACACAUCUAAAUAUACCCAUGUGCACUUUGCCUUCGGAGCCGUCUCCAGUAGCUUUGAGGUGGACAUUGAUAAAUACAGAGUCGCAUUUAACCAGUUCGUACAGCUGAAGGGUGUGAAGCGUAUUGUUUCUCUGGGAGGCUGGGCGUUUAGUACUGAGAAUGCAACCUACAAUGUGUUUCGUCAGGCCGUCACAUCGAAUAACCGCGAAAGCUUUGCAACCAACGUAGCUAGCUUCGUCAAGGAGUGGGAUCUGGAUGGUGUCGACUUUGACUGGGACUAUCCGGGCGAGCCUGAUAUUCUUGUGGCUGACAUGGACGCUGCUCUCGACUACUGGGUAUACAUGACAUAUGAUCUUCACGGACAGUGGGACCAUGGCAGUUCCUGGUCAGAUCCAGGCUGUCCUGGGGGGAACUGCCUCCGAUCUCAUGUGAACCUAACGGAGACGCUCAAUUCCUUAGCCAUGAUCACCAAGGCAGGGGUUAAGUCGAACAAGGUCGUUGUCGGACUCAGCAAUUAUGGACGAUCUUUCCAGAUGACUUCCGCCGGAUGUACUGGUCCCAUGUGCACUUAUACAGGCAAAGAAUCAGGUGCAACUCCUGGGCGCUGCACAAAUACCCCUGGUUUGCUUGCAGAUGCGGAAAUUUAUGAGAUCAUCAAGAACGACAAAACCGCCAAGGCUUGGGUAGACAAAGAUAGCAACAGCAACAUUCUUGUCUACGACUCCGACUAA